Molecule: messenger RNA, 1273 nt
Organism: Cimex lectularius (bed bug)
Lineage: Eukaryota; Metazoa; Arthropoda; Insecta; Hemiptera; Cimicidae
Product: glycine-rich cell wall structural protein 1.0-like
Exons: 3
Coding region: 25-1128 (367 amino acids)
Source: RefSeq, a predicted model, not a curated record
CACCGAGAAGGCAUCAGUCUCGCAAUGGCGAUCCAAUCCACAGCGAAGUGGUUACUACUUGGAGCCCUGGUAGUCUUCGCAGAAGCUACUUUUGGAGGCCAUGAACAUGUUCAUAUUCGAGUUCACGUGCCAAAGCUAGUCCACGAAGUCCAUCACGAAAAGCCUGUUGUACAUCAUGUUGAAGAGCACAGCCACAGUGAAUCUCAUGAUGACCAUCACCACGGCGGUUUCGGAGGCGGUGGUGGUGGAGGUGGAUUUGGUGGCGGUCACAGUUUUGGAGGCGGCGGCGGCGGAGGAGGCCACGGAUUCGGAGGCGGUCACUCCUUCGGAGGCUUCGGAGGUGGCGGUGGUGGAGGCCACCAUGGAGGAUACGGAGGAGGAGGAUUUGGCGGUGGAUUCGAUGGAGGACAUGGAGGAGACGAUCACGGUUUCGGAGGAGACGAGGAUCACUUUGGAGGUGGCGGCGGAGGAGGUGGUGGCGGUGGAGACUUCUCAGGCUACGGAGGGGGUGACGACCACGACGAAGAUGGCGGCGGAUACAGUUACGGAGGUGGAGACAGUUAUGGAGGAGGCGGUGACGAUCACGGACACAGUUUCGGAGGAAGUGGAGGAUUCGGCGGUGGCGGAGGACACGGCCACAGCUCCGGUGGAUCUUUCAGUUUUGGUGGCGGUAGCAGCGGUGGUAACGGCGGUCACGGCGGAUACAGUUACGGAGGAAGCAGCGGUGGUGGGGGAGGAGGACACGGAGGAUUCAGCCUCGGAGGCGGUGGAGGUGGACACGGCCACGGCCACGGCCACAGCUCCGGUGGAUCUUCUUUCAGUUUUGGCGGUGGAAGCGGGGGAGGCCACGGCGGGUACAGUUACGGAGGCAGCAGCGGAGGCGGUGGCGGCGGCGGCGGCGGCGGCGGCGGUCACGGUUUCGGCGGUUUCGGAGGCGGUCACAGCUUCUCCAGUAGUGGAAGCGGUGGUUUCGGAGGUGGCCACGGAGGCGGCAGCAGCGGUGGCUACGGAGGCGGCAGCAGCGGUGGCUACGGAGGCGGACAUGGAGGCGGCGGCCUCGGAUCUUACGGAAGCGGCGGCGGAUUCGGAGGUGGUGGCGGAGGCGGCCACGGAUGGGACAAGAAAUAGACAUUUCAUGAGACUGAUAACCACCCUUUCCUAUUCAAUCAACCCCCAUCCCCUUCCAAAGUACCUCUUCUUUCCAAAGUUUAACUUUAACCGGUUGUUAUAUUUGUAUAUAAUAAUUGUUGAAUGUUGUGUAAAUAAAUAUUUU